Aspergillus puulaauensis is the source of this 978-nucleotide messenger RNA. RefSeq lists its product as uncharacterized. Bases 1 to 978 code for a protein of 325 amino acids. The transcript has 3 exons. The record is from RefSeq and is a predicted model, not a curated record. Lineage: Eukaryota; Fungi; Ascomycota; Eurotiomycetes; Eurotiales; Aspergillaceae.
AUGGGCCGUCUUUACAAACUGCCAUUUAAGCGCGGAAGGAAUAGCAUCCCGGUCAAUGUGCUCUGUCGUGGCGCCCUUAGCCCGGCUCUUCGAUAUGGGAGCGAGGGCAAAAGUACACUCGACAGAAAUGGCGAUUCAGGUUGUAAAUAUCCCAAGGCAUUUCUCGCCCUUCUUCCUGCCCUGAACAUGGUAUGUAUCUCGCUGUCGUGGUCAACUAUGUUAUACGGCAUAACCAUCCUCUUCUUUAUAUUAAGCCCCUUCGCCCUUGGAGCUGAUUCCAAAAACAAUUUCAAGAACCCUUCCUCGUGGACAGACAUCAACCCAGUCUGGACAAUAGGGGAAACCCAGGUCAUUGCGUGGGAGACAACGCUGGGCGAGUUCAACAUCUCGUUCUGGCAGCAGAGUAUUAUACAAGAAUCAGCCGCAAGUCAAGGGAAUGUCUACUCUAAAAUCCAUUCCAGCGAUAAAGUCAGCAAUUUCACCUGGACUGUGCAGCUCUACGGCUUCGAUCUUGACUACUCGAAUGUAUUCUUCUUCUGGAUAAACUCUGAUACCCCUGAAGGAUUUACCUCUGCGUACUUUAAUAUCUCAGAGCCCGAUGCUACUUCGACCACCGAUGGUACCGCUACUCAUUCACCCUCCUCUAUAACGAACACUACGUCCUCCAUAUCCAGCUCCACGGCGUCAGACACCCCUCCUACAACUCCUCCUUCCUCAGAGCAAACUACAACCUCAAAAAUCGCUCUCGGGGUCGGAAUUGGUAUCGGUCUUCCCGUCCUCGCCGCUCUCGCCUUCAUCAUCUGGCUACGAAUGCGGCCAUCCACAGAGCAGAACCAAACCACGAAGGCCGUGCUGCCGAGUCCGCCAGAACUGUAUGGGGAUAUCAUACACCAGCCUCCGCAUCCAUCGCCAAAGGAGGUUCAUGGGUCGGAACCGCCUCGGGUGUAUCCUGAGUUACCAAGUCGGCCGUAUACUUAG